UUAUUUAGUUUGUGCUCUGAAAAGCUGCUUGCUGGAUUGUAACACACACUCACUCUAGAGGAAGUGGGAUGGUAUGAGUCUCAACAUCCUCUCUCAGUGCUGAUAGUCACUGCGGUUAUCUGCUUGUGAGUCUUUGCUAGUGAGGGGCUCCCUGUAAUAUGUUAAAAGUUUACACAAAUAGUUUAUAAAUUUAAAAUGUGGAUCUACUCUCCUGUGUCACAAAUGGAUGACUCAAUUAGGGUUCCUAGGAAAAAGCAAGAGAGACCAUCACAAAUGUCCAACAAUACAAAGAAAAAACAAGAGGAAAAACAUCUCAAGAUCUUGAGGGAUUUCUUGUCCCUCUCUCCCAACAAAACAUGUUUUGAUUGUAACCAAAGAGGCCCUACCUAUGUUAACACUACUAUUGGUUCAUUUGUUUGUAUAUCAUGCUCAGGAAAGCUGAGAGGCUUAACUCCGCCUCAUCGUGUCAAAUCGAUUUCGAUGGCGUCUUUCACACCAGAGGAAAUAGAAUUCCUCAAGAGUCGUGGCAACGAAUAUUGUAGACUUGUUUGGAUGGCGCAUUAUAAUACGGCAGAGCUUUCAUCUGAGACCAAAGACGACCAAAAAUUCAAAGAUCAUUUAAUGGCCAAAUACGAAAAGAAAAGAUGGUAUGCCGAUCCUAGCACACUCGCCGACAGAUUACCAGUAGCAAAACUGAAUGGAAUGAAUGGCGAAACGUCUCAACCUACUACUACUACUCAUUCUUCUGUCACAUCUUCUCCAGUGGCACGUCCUGUAGUUUCUGCGAUUACAUCGGUUCCAUUGUCGUCAGUCCCAAUAUCGAAAACUUCAGAUUUGCUUGCCGAUUUAGAUUUCUUUAUUCCGGCAACUGGCUCUGCAAGUUCGGCUUUCUCCUCGCCUCGGAAAAAUCUUUCAUCUCUUCCUCAGUCCAUCAGUCAGCCAUCAUUUGCCAAUUUCCAGAAUGCCGAUUUCUUUUUCUCGGAAACUUCGCCACAGAAAACGAUUGCUGUGCCGGCUGUUACGCAUCAGGUCCAAACCGGAGCGGUCAAUGGCAUAACGAGUCCACCGAAAGUUGGGGCAUUGAACGUCAACGUAGCUCCUGCAGAGGACCGCUAUUCUGCCUUAAAAGACCUCGACGCUAUGUUCACGACACAAGCAACGCCAGCAGUAAGCGAACCAACCGUUUUGGCGGCCUCGCCUAAUUGGAAUCCUUCUUGGAAUGCCGGAACCGCUCAAGCCGCCGCUCCGCCUACCCAUUGCGAGCCUGUGUUUUCCAACAAUGCGGUGGAAGCGCCUGGUGCGUGGUCUUCUUCUUUCACGUCUUCAACCAGCAACCCGAAUAACCCUUUUCUCGCCGUCGCGUCGGUGCCUACUCAACCAGGUACACAACCCGUCCAUUACGGCAUGCCAGCACUUCCGUGGGCCAAUUUUUCUUCAUCGCCUCUGUCGAGCUCGACGAACGUGACCUCCGGGACGAACAUCUUUCCAGCUCCUACGGCCACCGCCGGUGCCAACAGUCACUUUGGUUUCGGUUUCGGUGGUCAUCCGAAUCCUAUGGUGGGCGUUGCAACGACUCUCUCCACUAGCCAGUCAUUGGAUUUGUCACCCAAGAUGUGGGGAACAACGACAGGAAUGAACCCUUUCAUGGACACGGCCAGUUUUACGCAGGGACGGUCCCACAACCCGUUUUUAUAGCCAUAUCAUUAGUGUCUGAAAAAAGAAAAUGAAAAGAAUUCGUCGGCGGAGAAAAUGCCAUUACCGAAAUUUUCUGUGGGUCGAGGAUACUCCUUACCCCAUUUUUUCUAUUUCUUCCUCAACUUUCUGCUAGAAAACUAAAAACAUUUCCCCCCCGUAAAGUAAGGAAGCAAAAUCAUGGGGGAAACAAAAAAACAAACGCGGCGAAUGUUUAUCUCCCCCCUUUAUUUAUUGGAGGAAGACAUGGCAACCUUGCUUGUGAUAGGUUAUUCCGGCCUCUUUACUAUUGUUAUUAUUAAUAUAAAUUUUCUUCCUCCUUCCCCUUCCUCCUGAUAUGUCCUCCCUUUCUUUUGUGUGUGCAACAAAGUUAAGGGACAGGAUUGAAAAUCAAUACUUUGAUGGAGCAUCUUCUAUUCUCUCUUUUAAGCAACACGCAGCAGAGAGCAACGAAGCUCAACCCGGCUGCUUUUUGCCUCAUGUCAUUGGAACAAAUAAAUCAAGAGAUUUUUCUUUAGAAACAAUCAAAGAAGCAUAUCGGUGGGCAAUUGUCAGGGCUUCGGCGGUACCAUUGUAUGCCAAUAUGUUUGUCCCGUUUAGCGCGCAUAUAUUUGAAUAUAUUCCGUGUGCUGUACGGCGAUGUUGGUCAAUGUCCUUCUUUAUUGAAUUCUUUUUCUCGUCUCUUCUUUUUCUUUAAUAAUGUUUGCGUGUAUUUGUAUCGUAUAUACGGCUUUGGAAUCUAGUCGGCUUGAAAAAUGUUUUCAACUCGAGAGUCUCGAUCGUUUGAAAUGUGAGAAUUGAAUUUGAAAUUCACCAGUCCGUUGCUACUUAAUGUGUAACUAUCGGAUGUUCUUUUUUUUUUUUUGUGGCUGGCUCUAUUAUUUUUAUUGUUUGUCGCUUCUUGUUUCCAUGAUAUCACGCUCGGGUGACUGGUAAAGAAUUAUUCAAGAGAAAAAAAGGGAAAAAUAAUUAAAACAUCGUCGAACUAAAAAAAAGAAACUAAACGAAAGCGUGAGAAUCGAUGCUCGCCAGCAAAAUUCCUGUGCUCCUUUUUUAUCUGACUCUCGCAAACAUGAUUUUGUUCUCUUCUCAGCACGUCCAUUAUGUGCAGCCCGAGUGCCUUACAUUUACACGCAACUACCGGAUGGGCCAUAAAAUUGGUUGCAGAAAGAAGAAGGGAGAAAGAAAAAAAAAACGAAUGUCCAUAGAAGUAGCACUGUUUGCGUUUAUCCGUUUCUUUCCUCUCCUGGCUGUUCCUUUUCUUUUCUUCGCAACAGAAAACAUGUCUUACUUUUUCCUCUUUCUCCCAGUCUCAUCUCACAUCGCCACAUGGGGUUGACACAGACACAAUGUUUUGUUUUUUUAUGAUAUAUUUUUUUACUUUUAAACAACUAGUAAACAUCUUCCGUGUUGUUGUUGUUGUCUCUCGUCAUCUCUGCUUUUCUUUCUCCGGCUCUUCCCACGUACUUGUUUCUUUUUCUUUUGGUUUGGUGUGCAAUACAUCUCCAAACACCG
This is a messenger RNA of Daphnia magna, 3207 nucleotides long. RefSeq names its product arf-GAP domain and FG repeat-containing protein 1 (gene drongo). Lineage: Eukaryota; Metazoa; Arthropoda; Branchiopoda; Diplostraca; Daphniidae. The transcript is spliced from 8 exons. Gene Ontology annotation, molecular function: GTPase activator activity. Bases 196 to 1695 code for a protein of 499 amino acids. The record is from RefSeq and is a predicted model, not a curated record.